Fundulus heteroclitus (mummichog) is the source of this 1422-nucleotide messenger RNA. RefSeq names its product guanine nucleotide binding protein (G protein), gamma 13b (gene gng13b). Gene Ontology annotation, cellular component: heterotrimeric G-protein complex. The transcript is spliced from 3 exons. Gene Ontology annotation, biological process: phospholipase C-activating G protein-coupled receptor signaling pathway; sensory perception of taste. Bases 472 to 675 code for a protein of 67 amino acids. Gene Ontology annotation, molecular function: G-protein beta-subunit binding. Lineage: Eukaryota; Metazoa; Chordata; Actinopteri; Cyprinodontiformes; Fundulidae. The record is from RefSeq and is a predicted model, not a curated record.
ACACACACACACACAUACACACACACCGACGCUCAUAUAGGUGGAUCCCGGCAGAGAGCCGGAGAGCGCACAGGCGAGCGAGCACCGGAGCGCACUACUUCUUUAACUUCCCCCUCACCGCCUCGGCUUCGGGCGGCAUCAACAGGGAGCUACCAACAAAGCGGUCCAGCCUCUCUCUCUCUCUGUCUCCCCCAGACACAGCCGCACCUGCUCGUCGUCUGUUUCCCCCCUCCGGAUCCUGCGGAUUUUAUCCCCCAUCUGUCUCUCAGCGGACACCGCGCUCCCCCAGACCAAUUAAGGUGCACGCACAUCAGGCGCGCCGCCGCUGGGCUGGGAAGGACGGGAAAUUUGAAGCGGCUGCCGGUGCUUUGGUGCUGCGGUGUUCCACCUGCAUCCCCGGACUUGGACCAGAGCAACAGCCUCCGCCGGCGCGUUCAGUGAGGCAGAACAAACCUAAAUCAAGCUGCAGCCAUGGAUGAGAUGGACCUGCCCCAGAUGAAGAAGGAGGUGGAGAGCCUCAAAUACCAGCUGGCCUUCAAACGGGAGAAAUCCUCCAAAACAGUCACAGAUUUGGUCAAGUGGAUUGAGGACGGUGUUCCCGAAGAUCCCUUUCUAAACCCAGAGCUGAUGAAGAACAAUCCGUGGGUGGAGAAAGGCAAAUGCAUCCUCCUCUAAGAAGAAACAUCCGUCCUCCCAGGGCCACCAAUGUCAACAUUAACCCCACAGAUGACCCCUGAAUCCGAGCCGGACUGAGAGGGCAGAGGCAGGACAUCGCCCAUGAGCCCUCACCAUGAAUGUACUACUGCUGAUUUCCCCCACCUCACCUCACCACAGACACACACGCACACACACACACACACACCCACGGCAACAAGGGCACAGAAACACAGCCUCACACUCGCACACUUAACGGCUCCAAACCUUUUCUGACUCUUUCUCUGCAAGUUUAUUCGUGCCACGGCAACCUAGCAUCACUAUGCCAUGAGAGCAACAAUUCUUACUCGUACUAUACUGGUUUGUAUGAAUAUACUGUAUGGUUAUUUACGUAUUCUACUGCAAGUCGGAAGCAUUUUCUUACCAGAUUCUUUUUAAAUGGCCACUUUAAUAAGUCGAUGAUGUUUAAUGCGAUGUAGAAUCACAUUCUCACUGCCAGACUGACUUUAGGGGUGCUGGAAGAAAUUCAAGACCAUCAACAUCAUUAACAACACAAGCACACUUAUUUACUUUUAACUCAAAUUAGAAAUGUCACAAGUAUGACACUAACGAACUAAUAUUUAUAUAUAUGUAUACUAAAAUAAAUGACCAACAAAAGAUUGAGUGAGUUAGUCUAGGUGAAUUAAAGCUGAAUAUCAUGGCUCGUUCAAUGCAAACAUAGGAAUUUAAUGUCUCAUUGACAUAAUAUUCAAAAGAUUUUUGUCCCCU